Messenger RNA from Mollisia scopiformis, 1500 nucleotides. RefSeq lists its product as uncharacterized. The coding region runs from base 1 to 1287 and encodes 428 amino acids. Lineage: Eukaryota; Fungi; Ascomycota; Leotiomycetes; Helotiales; Mollisiaceae. The transcript has 3 exons. The record is from RefSeq and is a predicted model, not a curated record.
AUGGCAUCUCUUAAAUGCGCUAUGUGCGGCGGCGAUACAGAGCUCAUAUGCUGUAUCUGCAAAUCAGCCAGCUACUGCUCGGUUUCUUGCCAACAGAAAGACGCGCCCCUUCACAAGCUUCUGUGUGAUAGAUUUGAAUCCUUUCUGGCAUCCAAUCCCCGACCUGCGGACACUUUCAAAUCGACGUACAAGCUCGCGAUCCUAUUCCCCGAAACGAAGAAGCUCCUGGAGUUGAUCUGGAUUGAGACUCGAUUGACAUACAAGGAGGAGGAGGACAAGUGGGAGUACGAUUGCAAUUUCGAUCAAUAUAUCGAAGGUGGAGCGGUAGAGUUGGAUGCUGAAGAAACUGUCAAGUGGCCCUUGAAGAUUGCAUAUGGUCCCAAAAUCCGGCAACACAACGCAUGCUUAGGGUUCUUGAUACGCGGUUCUGGCAAAUUGGGAUCCCCUGGAGAUGAUGCGGAUCAAAUUCUGUCUGAAUAUCGUGGUGGUAUCGUCACGGUUGGCACACUCAAGACCAACGCAAAGAAGGACCAUAAGGAAAGAUACCGGGACAUAACGAUGAACGACCUCCGCCACUCCUUAACUUUUUUCUGCGAGUGGAUAUACGCCCAUUAUUCGACCGAUCUGAGUCCAUUUGUCGUUCUCGAUAAGCCGACAUGGAUCAAAGGGGUCACGAUCGGUUCCGUAUAUACCAUGUCGCUUGGUUGCGGAAAGUAUGUCUCAGAACUUGUUCAACACGACACCAAGCCGUUUCAAAAUAUCAAAACUUUCACCUCUCCUAUUUUGACGCAUCUGGGCUUCCCACUAUCAAUCAUUACCGAGAACAGCUCGCUGGAUUGGAGUCUCCUAGAAAAAGACCUCAGAGAUGACGAAAAUUCGAAUGAAGAAGGUACUAUGCUCUUGAAAGGCACAAAUCCUUCCUCAGACCAUAGUUCCUGGUGGAACCGCACAUGCCUACCAGGCUGUAACAAUUCGCCAACGAACUUUAACAUCGGCACAGUCACUGUCUAUCGGAACGAUCACAAAGACAUCUCCGAACACCAUGUUGAAGCUUUGGUCUCCUACUGCAAGAAUGUUCUGCAAGUCGCCAUGAAGGAUGAGAGUGGUGUUUAUGACGAGCAUGACAAGCAGGCGAUCAUCGACACAUAUAUUACUUUGGCAAAGUUCUGCGAGUAUUUUGAGUCUUUUAAGAAAAACAAAUUUAGUAAAGAGACCGCUUACAGAAGGAGAGCAAAGCCAGGCGAAGCGUGCAAAGCUCUUGAGCUCUAUCAAAUUACGGUUGGAUGAGAAAGCAAAUAAUUGAGCGAGAGAGGGUAUUAAUGGCAAGACGUUAUUGAUUAUGGUGGGGAAUGGCCAAUUAGUGAGGGAAGUUGAAGCUGAGAGCUUGUUGGGACAGCUUGGCAGUUCCAUGGUGGCGGAUGUCAUAAGUCAGAGGUUGUGCAACUACCUGCGUAGUGGCUGCGACUUAGAAUGAAAGGUCUUACCUACCUAUCGUGCGAU